Molecule: messenger RNA, 2192 nt
Organism: Priapulus caudatus
Lineage: Eukaryota; Metazoa; Priapulida; Priapulimorpha; Priapulimorphida; Priapulidae
Product: laminin subunit gamma-1-like
Exons: 13
Source: RefSeq, a predicted model, not a curated record
AAUGUGAAUGCAAUGAAGAUUACUCACUGGACAGCGUCUGUGAAGACUCUGGCCAGUGCAACUGUAAACCGGGUGUGGGUGGAUUGGCAUGCGAUCGUUGUGCGGAUGGGUUCUUUAAUUUGACGCUGGACGGCUGCGAGCCUUGCGGCUGCGACGUAAACGGCACGAUGGCCGAAGUGUGCGACAAGCAGACGGGAGAGUGCGUCUGCAGGGGAGCUACUGCGGGAGAAAACUGUGACGAGUGCCUCGAAGGUUACUUUGGCCUCGGCGCGUGGUCGGACGCCGGCUGCAUACAGUGCACGUGCAGCGGACACUCGGACAACUGCAGCGACGCGAGCGGCUGGUUCGUGAACGUGACGCGCAGCGACUGGGAGCUGAUGAGCGUGGGCGCGCUCGGUGAGGCGUGGACGGGCGAGGACGAGCAGGGGCGCGACGUACCCGUGCACGACCCGAUCGUUCACCACGGCGGCAAGACGCGGUUCGUGAUGAGGAUCCUGCACACGGACGAGCAGGAGCUGUUCUUCGUCGCAACGAGCGAGUACCUGGGCGACCGGCGCUCCGCGUACGGACAGACUCUCUACCUGGAGCUGAGCCGGGCCGAGCCGGCGGACGACGUAAACCUGCCGCCGCCUUUCUUUUCAAACCUGAACGACGUCGCCAUCGAGGGGCAGGACGGCCAGGCGAUCUCGACGGCCCUGCCGGCGCCACCUGGUUUUCAUGUGACGAACUACACGUUGCGUAUCGCCGAACAAGAGUGGAUGACAGGAAAGAACAAGAAUUCGCCUGAGGCCACGUUCAUUGAUGUCCUCAGUGUCCUUGUGAAUAUUACAGCAAUCAAGGUCCGAGCAAAGUACAGCUCAGUUAACAACUCGCACACGGAUCUGUACUCCGCCGCUCUGCGGUACGCUGUCAACGCGAGAACCGGCCUGCCUAGCGUCAACAACGUAGAAAGCUGCAUUUGCCCCCCUGAGCACGAGGGUCAAUUCUGCGAGCGUUGCGCAUCAGGGUACACGCGGGCCACGCCGACAGCCACCACACCGUACACGCCCUGCGUACCCUGUCUCUGCAAUAACCACUCCAUCGAUCCAUGUCACUCGGAGACAGGUGUUUGCUUGUGCAGUGACAACACUAUGGGGGAUCACUGUGCCUUAUGUGCACGUGGCUACUAUGGCGUUGCUACAGACCAGACACAGAAUGACUGUAGUCCGUGCAUGUGCCCCGGCAACUUUGCCGAAUCGGCACUGAACAGCUUUUCGUUUAGCUGUUCGUUGGUGAAUGGAGAGCCAGUGUGUGAUGCAUGCACGCUGGGACACACGGGGGAUCGCUGCGAGCAAUGUGUCGAAGGAUUUUACGGAACGCCUGAAGACAUAUCGAACCUGGGUGGUCGCUGUGUGGAGUGUCGCUGCAACAGCAGGGCGGAUACGUGUAACUCGACUACGGGCGACUGCGAAGACUGCACGAACAACACUGCUGGCAAGGAAUGCGAUAUCUGCGCACCACACUACUACGGCAAUGCUCUGCUGCUCGACUGCAAAGAGUGCAACUGCACGGACAUAAUAGGGUCGACCGGUGAGUGUGACCACGUGACGGGUCACUGCGAAUGCCUGCCCGACGUCUCUGGUCUGUACUGCGACAGCUGCAAUGCUCUCACGUGGAACUACACGUCAGGUGUCGGCUGCGCGCCCUGCAACUGUGACCCCGUCGGCUCGUUCGGUCGUAGGUGUGACGAGGAAACAGGCCAGUGCACAUGUAAGAGGCAGGUCGCAGGGCGAGAAUGCAACAUUUGUGAAGUUGGAUACUGGGACCUGUCAAUACUCGGAUGUAGACUGUGUAACUGUCACAAGAACGGAACGCUUUCGGAUCCAGAGCAGCUAGAAGGGAUCGUGUUCGGAGCCUGUGAGCUUCACACGGGCCAGUGCACGUGCAGGACGCGAAACGUGAUCGGUCAAAACUGCGACCACUGCGGAAUCACCGACGUCGACCAGUAUGAAUACGUCGACGUCAUCUACCUCGGAACAUUUCCGAUGUGUGAACCAUGUGGGGAAUGCUACGACAACUACGUGGCAACUAUUGAAGAACUGGGAAGGAACAUUACAGAUCAACAUCUGAUUGCUUCCAACCUAUUGCAGUACUUUGGUAGAGUGUCAUCACGUUUCACCUCACUAGUAACUAAAGCUCAUAGGGUCUAUGUC